UUCGCUAAUGUACUUCCAGAGCACUGACCUUUUGUUUACCGAUCUUCUAGUCAAAAAUAGACCUAACUACCGGCUGUCAAAACCAUAUUGCCAUUUUGAGUCUUUAAUUUAGAGCUUCAGCCGCAACAGUGGAAAGUCAAUUUUUUAACAUGAAUUCCGUCACUGCAGACAGCUUUCGACAUCUUUGUACGGAGAGCGAUUUUCCAAAAAGGAGGCGACAACAAGUUAGCUAGCUAGCUGGUUCUCCGCUAACGAUCGUCUGGGCUCUCUUUCCAUAGUUACGGUUGUAUUUUGUCAACAGUGUUAGGAUAUCUUCAGGCUCUCAUGCAGUCAAACACUAAAAACUAAGACGGAUAAAAGCGCUGCAGUUUGAUUGCACUACUUUAUUUUUCCCGUCGUGGAAAGACACCAGUCGGUCUUAUAAGCUAAUAUAUUAGAGUUUUUAAAGCCAUGGCCUAUAGUUUCCUGAACACGGAUGAGGCUUCCCCGCCGGCUCUGACAGAUCUGUGCCUGACUCAUGUAAGCCAAAACCUGGAAUGUUUCUGUGUGAAGCGCCCUGAUGGCUCCCUGUGCUUCAGAGAGGCUGUCCUCUUCCCUCAGGAGCUAGCCGACCAGCUGCUGGCCAAGAUGGCCACUGAAGGUCUGUUGAAUGACAGCACAGCGGGGGUAUUUCGUAACUGUGAAUACCUGCGGCUGAGACGAGCCUGCAUCCGUACAGCGCGUAUCUCUGCUGAGGCUUUUCAGAAAGCCCUCUGCCCUCACAGACUGCUGGAGCUGGAUGCUGCCAGGGUUAAUGCAGACCUCACUAUUCCUGAUAUUCUUCAAGGACUGGCCACCAACAAAUUCUGUCAGGAGUCCCUCCAGCGACUUGUCCUAACAGGUCUUACCAUGUCGUCUCUGGAGGAACCCAGUCGGUACCGCUUCAGCUCCCUCCCAGCCCUCCGCUCCCUUUCUCUUGCCAAUGUAGACUUCUAUGACUCUGGGCUUGUGGACGUGUGUUCCCUGCCUCGGCUGGAGAGCCUCGAUCUCUCCAACACAUCAGUGACCAACCUGACCCCUCUGCUGGGCCUGAAGGAGCGGCUGCGCUCACUGACACUGCACCAGCUGAAGAGGCUGGAGAUGAGCACUGCUCAGAUGCUGGGAGUCAUCGGCCAGUUGAAUGUAUUGCAGCACCUGGACAUCAGUGAUGAUAAGCAGUUCACCUCUGAUGUGGCUCGACAACUGCUUGGACAGCCAGGGAUCCUGCCUGCUCUUGUUUCCCUGGAUGUGUCAGGGAGGAAACAGGUGACCGAUGCAGCUGUCAAGGCAUUUAUUGAGGAGAGACCAGGGAUGACCUUUGUGGGACUUCUGGCCACAGAUGCUGGAUUUUCUGAGUUCCUCUCUGGAGAUGGAAAUCUUAAGGUAACAGGAGAAGCCUACGAGACCCAGAUCUGUGAGGCCCUGCGGCGCUACAGUGAGAGGGAAGGUUUUGUGAGAGAAGCUCUGUUUCAUCUGUUCAGCCUGACCCAUGUGAUGGAGAAACCCAGGCCUGACAUCCUUAAGCUGGUGGUUUUGGGGAUGAAGAAUCACCCUGCCACUCUGAAUGUCCAGCUGGCAGCCAGUGCCUGUGUGUUCAACCUGACGAAGCAGGAUCUGGCAGCAGGAAUGCCGGUGCGACUGCUGAGCAUCGUCACUCAGCUUCUGCUGGAGGCCAUGAGGACGUUCCCCAACCACCAACAGCUCCAGAAGAAUUGCCUGCUGUCUCUGUGCAGUGACCGCAUUUUGCAGGAGGUUCCAUUCAACAGGUUUGAAGCUGCCAAGCUUGUGAUGCAGUGGCUCUGCAACCAUGAGGACCAGAACAUGCAGAGGAUGGCUGUGGCUAUCAUUUCCAUACUGGCUGCUAAGUUGUCCACAGAGCAGACAGCCCAGCUGGGAGCAGAGCUGUUCAUAGUGAAGCAACUGCUCCACAUUGUGCGUCAGAAGGCAACUCAGGCCGUGGUGGAUGCCACCCUCAAAUUCACACUGAGCGCUCUCUGGAACCUCACGGAUGAAUCACCAACAACCUGCCGCCAUUUUAUUGAGAACCAGGGCCUGGACCUGUUCAUUAAAGUUUUAGAGUCCUUCCCCAAUGAGUCCUCUAUUCAGCAGAAGGUUCUCGGCCUGCUGAACAACAUAGCCGAGGUGGGGGAGCUGCACGUUGAGCUGAUGGUGCAGAGCUUCUUGGACCACAUCAGCAAACUGCUGCACAGCUCUGAGGUGGAGGUCAGCUACUUCGCCGCGGGCAUCCUCGCACAUCUGACAUCACGAGGAAAGGAAACCUGGACGCUCAGUCCCGAGCUCCGGUCUUCUCUGCUGGAGCAGCUGCAUAAUGUCAUCAUGAAGUGGCCCGCGCCUGAGUGUGAAAUGGUGGCUUACAGGUCAUUUAACCCCUUCUUUCCCCUUCUGGAGUGCUUUCACACCCCCGGGGUCCAGCUGUGGGCGGCCUGGGCCAUGCAGCAUGUCUGCAGCAAGAAUGCCGCUCGCUACUGCAGCAUGUUGUUGGAGGAGGGCGGCCUGCAGCAGCUGGAGCUCGUGCACACACACCCACAGACCCACAAAGAUGUCCAACUGUUGGCUAAGAGCAUUCUGGAGAGCCUGCAGCGCCACAGAGCGCGCACCGGACAGCCUGUUCAGACGCACACCAGUCGCCACCCGCCACCACAGUAACCUCACAAAGAAAAUGAGGCUCUCUGACCAAGUUCUGGAUAUAAGCUGGGUCCCAUGAGAGGAAUCGUGUAUGCCUGUGUGCAUAUCCCAAGCACAAACACACUUUAUCAAGAAUCCAGAGAAAGGAAACACUAAAGGACAAACGCUAGGCAAUUAUUUUCACACACACACACACAUUAUUUAUUUUCUGUUGAUUCUGUAUUUGUCUCAAAACAAAACAAUUUCUGUGUGUGUUAAACUCGUGACUAUAAACAGAAUUAUGAAAACUAUUGGCCAGUAAAGCUUAAAUCUCAUCCUGAGGUUUCUGUCUGUGCUCGCUGUUCAUUUUGAACCAUGAUGAAUAUAAUACCAAAAAAACGUUCAGUGCUCGUGUACAGUUUGAGUUUAAACCCCUAAAAGCUCGGCUGAGGGUAACACCCUCCAGCUCCUGUACAUUA
Molecule: messenger RNA, 3122 nt
Organism: Eleginops maclovinus (Patagonian blennie)
Lineage: Eukaryota; Metazoa; Chordata; Actinopteri; Perciformes; Eleginopidae
Gene: zyg11
Product: zyg-11 family member, cell cycle regulator
Exons: 18
Coding region: 451-2685 (744 amino acids)
Cellular component (GO): Cul2-RING ubiquitin ligase complex
Molecular function (GO): protein binding
Source: RefSeq, a predicted model, not a curated record